Messenger RNA from Dreissena polymorpha, 1981 nucleotides. RefSeq lists its product as uncharacterized. The transcript is spliced from 2 exons. The record is from RefSeq and is a predicted model, not a curated record. The coding region runs from base 146 to 1597 and encodes 483 amino acids. NCBI's taxonomy places the organism in Eukaryota, Metazoa, Mollusca, Bivalvia, Myida, Dreissenidae.
AACACAAUUUGAGGCAAAAAUAGACCGUUUGCAGGUGUCUGUCCGAAUAUCCGGCGGCCAUAUUGGAGGGACACGCUCGAUUAACCAUUACGCAUCAUUGACAGCUAUUUACAAUUCGCCGCUUAAUUUCUCUUUACAUGUCAAAAUGGUCAAUUAUUGCCGAGUCAUCGGCUGUCAUAACAAUUCUACAAGGGAGAAGGACAGACAUUUUUAUAGAUUACCUGAGAUAAUUACUAAUCAGUGCAAGAAAACCAGUGAGUUGUCAACAGAGAGGCGGCGAUUAUGGUUAGCAAGGCUACAACAAGACUUCAGUGGAAAGAAUUUGAAGAAUAUUCGAGUGUGUUCUGACCAUUUUGUAUCUAAGCAAAAGGCAGAACUUUUUGACCGAGACAGUCCUGAUUGGGCGCCAUCAGUGAACAUGGGAUGUCAAGCUCCGAGUACGCCUGCCCCUAAAGUUGCUGCUGAGCGCUUUGAGAGACGGAAGAAACGUGCUGAGACUGCAAGAUCAUUGGUCCAAGAUCUUUCAGACAACAACACUCCAGAGUUACCACCUGAUGUAAAUUUAGAUAGUGCAAAGAAUGUUCAGACUGAUAUGCUUACUUCAGAUGUAGAGUCAUUGGAACAGGAAAAUAAACGUUUGAAACUAGAAAAUGAAAAUCUAAAAACAUCUAUCCGGAAUGCGUCUAUGUUUUCUCAGGAGACUCUUAAAGACAAUGAUGAAAGAGUGAGGUACUUUACAGGACUUUCUUGUUUUGCUAUACUGAUGUCAUUGUACAAGUAUCUAUAUCCUUAUUUAACAAGCAAACAUAGUGUAACACUUGGAAAGUUUGAGUGCCUUGUGAUGACUUUAAGUAGACUUCGCCUAAAUUUGACUGUCAAUCACCUUGCCUACCAACUGAAUGUUUCAUGUGCAACCAUUUCUCGAACUUUUGUGAAUACCAUUGACAUCAUGUAUGUAAGACUAAAACCAAUUGUGCGAUGGCCUGACAGAGCCUCAUUGAGAGCAACAAUGCCAGUACAGUUCCAAAGACAGUUUGGUAAUAAGUGUGCAGUAAUCAUUGAUUGCUUCGAGAUCUUUAUAGAGCGUCCAUCAAAUCUUAUAGCGAGGGCAGAGACAUGGUCGUCAUACAAACAUCACAACACUGUGAAGUUCCUUAUUGGAAUCACACCACAGGGAGUAGUGUCGUUUAUUUCCAAAGGUUGGGGCGGUCGUGCAAGUGACAAAUAUGUCACUGAACAUUGCAAUUUUUUAGAUUACAUUUUGCCGGGGGAUUUAGUGUUGGCAGAUAGAGGAUUUGACAUUGCGGAUAGUGUUGGUUCUGUUUGUGGGUCAUUGAAAAUUCCAGCUUUCACCAAAGGUAAAGACCAACUCUCUCCAUUGGAUGUAGAAACAACAAGAAAAAUAGCCAAUGUACGGAUACAUGUUGAGAGAGUUAUUGGGCUUGUGCGCCAAAAGUACACAUUCUUAAAUGGGACACUACCAUUGGACCUAGUGAUUACCAAAGAUGAAGAUGGCUUUACUACAAUUGACAAAAUAGCUCAUGUGUGUUGUGCGCUGGUUAACUUAUGUGAAUCAGUGGUCGACUUUGAUAAAUAGACUGUCAAUUGUAUUGUCUUAUCCAUGCUCUCUGUGUUUAGUAUAUAUAGAUUAGUAUAUAGCAUUAUAUAGUUUCAUAAUUCACUCUGUAAAUCAUAUUUUAUUGAUUAAAUUUAACUCUAAAUGAUGUUACUUCUCAAAUACUAUGAUUAAAGAGCUGUUGAUAAAGGAUUAAUAUUUGAACAAAAAGUCCUAAAAAAAAUAAUUCAACUUGUAUUAUGAAUUUAGUACACAUAGUUAAAAAAAAUAUUCUGUGAAUUGAUUUUCCAUUUAAAUACUUACUUAAGUGUGAUAAACUGUUGAAUUACUUUGUUAAAGGACUUUAUGUCAUUCGACUCCUAGACUUGGACCAAUAUGUAAGAAAUAAAGUUAAGCAAAACAGUA